ACCAUCCAUAGCUACCAAAAACCACAACUCAACAAACCCUUCUUCACUCUCUCCACACCCCUAAAGCCACCCACAACAAGAAGAUAAAGAUUUUUUUUUAUAAAGAUCUUCACACAAAACAAGAAAUCUUGAGAUUAUAUUCCGAAUCAAAUAAGAACCCAUUUCAUUCUGGAGGGAGUUAAAGACAAUGGCGAUUAAAAUCCGGACUACCAAGUUAACACAAACGACUAUCAUCAUGCAAAUCUUGAAAAGGUGCUCAAGUUUGGGGAAGAAACAGACCAAUGAAUAUAAAGACGAACAGGAACUGGAUGGAGAAUCUCUUCCUUUAGAUGUACCCAAAGGUCAUUUCGUGGUCUACGUAGGGAAGACUCGGGUCAGGUACGUUUUACCCAUUUCAUUUUUGACCCGACCAGAGUUUCAGCUUCUUCUACAACAAGCUGAGGAAGAGUUUGGCUUCGAUCACGACAUGGGUCUCACUAUUCCUUGUGAAGAAGUAGCAUUCGACUCGCUUGUCGCCUCCAUGUUCUGAUCAACAGAUAUCUAGGUUUUGGGUUUUUAAUUAGUCAUUUUCUAGAUGAAUAAGCUUUGUUAGCCAGCUUUAACUUUAAUACUUUGGGGUAGAAUUGGGUUAGUGUUUCUAUUUGAACGAAACUAACUCUAGUGAUACCUCUAAGAGUGAAUCAAUAAAACCAUUCUUUCGUUAUUA
This is a messenger RNA of Brassica oleracea var. oleracea, 706 nucleotides long. RefSeq names its product auxin-induced protein 15A-like. Lineage: Eukaryota; Viridiplantae; Streptophyta; Magnoliopsida; Brassicales; Brassicaceae. The coding region runs from base 188 to 529 and encodes 113 amino acids. The record is from RefSeq and is a predicted model, not a curated record. Gene Ontology annotation, biological process: response to auxin. The transcript has a single exon.